AGCUGUAAAAGUUCUCACAAAAAUGGAGCAGUUACCUCCUCAUGGAAACUCCUCAUCGCCUCACAGCUCAGCCAACAUUGAGCUUCUUUCUAGGACUGGCUACACAAUACUGGCCUUCAUCAUUGGUUCUUUCUCUGGGGCCGGGAUCAUCCUCAACGUUCUGGUGAUCGUGGUGACUGUGAAACAUAGACAGCUGAGACAACCGCUCAGCUACGCUCUGGUUAACCUGGCCAUAUGUGAUCUGGGCUCUGCUGUGUUUGGAGGCAUCCCCACAACAAUUACCAGUGCAAUGGGCUACUUCAGUUUGGGACGUGUGGGCUGUGUGUUGGAGGGCUUUGCUGUGGCCUUUUUUGGUGAGUUCGCCAGGAGAGAGGAUAAAUAUAGACUUAGUAAAAGGAAGUUCUGCAGCAUUUUCAAGGAGCUCAGAGAAGUAAUAGUUCAAAUUCUUCAUCGGGUCCAACUAUAGCGUCUAGUGAAAUCUUAAAGAGCCUGGAAAAUAUUGGAUAUACUUGAAAAGACAGAGAUAUGUAACACUUAUCACAUUUGUUGGCUUGACUUUUUAAUAAAUACUAUUCACUACACUGAAAUAUUAAAAGUACAAAUAGCUCAAAUUUAUUUGUAACUUGUGAAUAAAUGUACUGUGUCACUUUUCACUUCUGAAUUUGUUGCCAGUUGAUACAACAUUUGUGGUACCCAUCUUCUUUACAUGUCUUCUCUUCUGUCAGGUAUUGCAAGUUUGUGCACAAUAGGGGUCAUUUCUGUUGAGCGCUACCUUGUGGUGUGUUACCCUAUGGGUGCUGUCCUUUUCCAGACCAGGUACAGUAGUGACUAUCUAUUUUACUCUUGAGUAUUACACUAAGAACACAUAUGACGCACCUACUCUGUUUUCUUCAGACAUGCAGUUGCAGGAGUGGCAUUGUCCUGGGUGUGGUCGUUUGUGUGGAACACACCGCCUCUGUUUGGUUGGGGGAGUUAUGAGCUGGAGGGGGUUCAGACCUCCUGCGCACCUAACUGGUACAGCCGUGAUGUGGGGAACAUGUCCUACAUCGUCAUAUACUUCUUCCUUUGCUUUGUUGUUCCGUUCUCCGUUAUCAUGGUGUCCUACUCGAGACUCCUGUGGACCCUCCGCCAGGUAAGCAAUGGAAAUGUUCUGUGAAGAAUGAAAAUAUUGCAUGCUCUUUUUUAAAAAUUAUAACUAUCAUUUGCUUGUAUAUUGGUUUCCCAGGUGACCAAGCUGCAGGUUUCAGAGGCCGGUAGCAAAAACAGGGUGGAGACACAGGUAGCACGUAUGGUGGUGGUGAUGGUGAUGGCCUUCCUGGUAACUUGGCUGCCAUACGCCGCCAUGGCAAUGGCUGUUAUAUUGGACUCCAGCCUUUAUAUUGACCCUGUUAUCGCCACCAUACCGGUUUUCUUGGCUAAAAGCAGCACUGUCUACAACCCCAUCAUUUAUAUUUUCAUGAACAGACAGGUAAGCCAUCAUCCAGCAUAAACUUUUUUACAAAUGAUGCAUUAAAGGUGGUAGGUUUAUUUAGAGUGUUACUUUUAAGUGAGAUAGGAAACGAAACAUAAGCAAUUAUUGCACAACGCUGUGUUUGUGUUUACAGUUUCGAGGAUACGCUGUCCCCACUGUUCUUUGUGGAUGGAACCCUUGGACCUCAGACCCACAGUUUUCAGAGGGUGAGACCACCAUUGCCUCGGUCAACAAGAGCCAAAGAGUCUCACCCAAGGAAUCUUUAAAGGAAUAA
Molecule: messenger RNA, 1745 nt
Organism: Xyrichtys novacula (pearly razorfish)
Lineage: Eukaryota; Metazoa; Chordata; Actinopteri; Labriformes; Labridae
Source: the annotation of a GenBank genome assembly